AAUGAGAAAAUCAGUCGAGAUGGAUUUAAAAACUAUCAAAGAAGAAUUGAUUGUUUUUGGAUUAAGAACUAAACUUGGUAUACCCAAGAAAAGAUUUAAUCUACAUUCAGAUGGGGAACAAUUGGAAGAUGUUUCUCAAUUGGUAAAAGAUGGAUUCCUUAUUUUUGAUGACUAUAAUGAAUCUAUUAAUGGCAGUUUAAGACCUACAAAAAAUG
Entrophospora sp. SA101 is the source of this 215-nucleotide messenger RNA. Lineage: Eukaryota; Fungi; Glomeromycota; Glomeromycetes; Entrophosporales; Entrophosporaceae. The record is from the annotation of a GenBank genome assembly.